GGUUGUAAAGCUCAGGAGGUCGCUCAGAAAAUAAGCUCGGCGCUGGGUAAGUUGAACUACCGUGGUCCAAUCUCCAUCACUGCCUAUGGCAACAUGAAUCACAUCCCUCCUUCCGUCAAGAAAGCUCUCUUUUCCACUGGGGUUGUUCUUAAUCACGUCCACGUCAACUCCAGACAGUAUCGCUUACAUAUUUUCCGAGAAGUGUUGUACUGGGAGGAUCCAGCUCCGGCUAAUCUUAUGCUCAUCUCCCGUGACGAAGGUCUCGCUUCAACUCUUAGCGACCAGCAAUCAAAGGGAUACAACGUUCUUCUGGCACAUCCUCCAAAUGCUUCAGACGAGUUUGUGUCUUCUGCAAAGACCACAUGGCUUUGGAGCAGCUUAUUGAAAGAACCAUUAAUGAGCAGCCAGACUUGCCAUAAUUCUCAUCCGAAUAUUGGUACUACCACUGAGAAGACGCAAGCAGAGGCAAGUUUUUAA
This is a messenger RNA of Thlaspi arvense, 477 nucleotides long. Lineage: Eukaryota; Viridiplantae; Streptophyta; Magnoliopsida; Brassicales; Brassicaceae. The record is from the annotation of a GenBank genome assembly.